Scophthalmus maximus (turbot) is the source of this 3395-nucleotide messenger RNA. RefSeq names its product CWC22 spliceosome associated protein homolog (gene cwc22). The record is from RefSeq and is a predicted model, not a curated record. Lineage: Eukaryota; Metazoa; Chordata; Actinopteri; Pleuronectiformes; Scophthalmidae. Gene Ontology annotation, biological process: mRNA splicing, via spliceosome. The transcript has 20 exons. Gene Ontology annotation, cellular component: catalytic step 2 spliceosome. The coding region runs from base 110 to 3136 and encodes 1008 amino acids. Gene Ontology annotation, molecular function: RNA binding; protein binding.
CGGAAGCUGUGCCUGACCCAGAAGCAGUUGUCAGUCACCGUCGGAAGUUUUCCGCCACAAAACGACACUGAAUUAACGGACGGACGAAAAAGUCCGGGAGCAGAACGGUAUGGACUCUCCAGGCAAAAGUCAAAGUCCCAGUUCUGCGCAGAAAGACAGUGGACCUUCAGUGGAGGAGGCGAGUCCAGCGGCAGCAGUGAAGCCCCAACAGGCCGGCUCGGUCGAGGGAAGCCCCAAAGACGGGCCCUCCCCUCAGGCCACCCCUGCGGACCGCAGCCCCUCCGGGAGCCCGGCCUCCAGCAGCUCGGACGACAGCAGCAGCAGCAGCGAUGAAGACGAUGAACAUAAUGGGACGAUGAGGAAGAUCAGGAGCAGUGUGGCCCAGAUCAAACGAUCCAGAUCCAGGUCCAAAGAGAAAGACAGAUCCGGGUCCGGAGAGCGAGAUAGAUCCAGAUCUACAUCCCAAAGAUCCAGGUCCAAUUCUAGAGAGCGAAACCGAUCCAGGUCCAGAGGGCGAGACAGAUCCAGGUCCAGAGGACGAGAUAGAUCCAGGUCCAGAGAGAGGGACAGGUCCAGAGGACGAGACAGAUCCAGUUCCAGGGGACGAGACAGAUCCAGAUCCAGGGAGCGGGACCGGGAGCGCUACGACAGAGGACGCUAUGCUAGAGAUCGCUACGACGAUCGGCGCGAUGACAGGAACGGUCGUUCUCACCGUUGGCCCAAUCGGGACGCAGAGUCAGACCACAGGAGGCGCGGCCGCUCUGCUUCCCCUCCGACGGACCGGGAGCCGGCGGCGGGCGAGGAGCCACCGGUCAAGAAGAAGAAGGAGGAGAUCGACCCGAUCCUGACGAGGACUGGUGGAGCGUACAUCCCCCCCGCCAAGCUGCGCAUGAUGCAGCAGCAGAUCUCUGACAAGAGCAGCCUGGCCUAUCAGAGGAUGAGCUGGGAGGCGCUGAAGAAGUCCAUCAACGGUUUGAUCAACAAAGUCAACGUGUCCAACAUCAUCAACAUCAUCCAGGAGCUGCUGCAGGAGAACAUCAUCAGGGGGAGGGGUCUGCUGGCUCGCUCGGUGCUGCAGGCUCAGGCCGCGUCGCCAAUCUUCACCCAUGUUUACGCCGCUGUCGUCGCCAUCAUCAACUCCAAGUUCCCCAACAUCGGAGAGCUCAUCCUCAAACGUCUCAUCAUGGCCUUCAGGAGGAGCUACCGCCGCAACCAAAAGCUUCAGUGCCAGACGGCCUCAAAGUUUGUGGCUCACCUCCUCAACCAGAACGUGGCCCAUGAGCUUUUGUGUCUGGAGAUGCUCAAUCUGCUGCUGGAGCGGCCGACUGACGACAGCGUGGAGGUCACCAUCUCCUUCCUGAAGGAGUGUGGACUCAAACUGACCGAGGUCUCCCCCCGAGCAAUCAACGCCAUAUUCGAGCGACUCAGGAACGUCCUCCACGAGUCGACCAUCGAUAAGAGGGUCCAGUACAUGAUCGAGGUGAUGUUCGCCAUCAGGAAGGACGGUUUCAAAGAUCACCCCAUGAUCCCAGACGGCCUGGACCAGGUGGACGAGGACGACCAGUUCACCCACGUGAUGGCGCUGGACGACGAGUACACCACUGAGGACAUACUGAACGUGUUCAAGUUGGACCCGGACUUCCUGGAGAACGAGGAGAAAUACAAAACGCUUAAAAAAGAUAUCCUGGACGAGGGCAGCAGUGAUUCAGGGGAGGAAGGAGACGGCAGCGACGAGGAUGAAGACGAGGAAGCUGAGAACGAGGAGGGGGCAGAAGAUGAGAAGGUCACCAUCUAUGAUCAGACUGAAGUCAACCUGGUCGCUUUCAGAAGAACCAUCUACCUCGCUAUACAGUCCAGUUUGGACUUUGAGGAGUGCGCCCACAAGCUGAUUAAGAUGGACUUUCCUGACAGCCAGACGAAAGAGCUGUGCAACAUGAUCCUCGACUGCUGCGCUCAACAGAGGACCUACGAGAAGUUCUUUGGUCUGCUGGCCGGGAGGUUCUGUCUGCUGAAGAAAGAGUAUAUGGAGAGUUUUGAGGGAAUUUUCGCGGAGCAGUACGAAACGAUUCACCGACUGGAGACCAACAAACUGAGGAACGUGGCCCGACUGUUCGCUCACCUGCUCUACACGGACUCUGUUCCCUGGAGUGUGUUGGAGUGUGUCAGGAUGAGUGAGGAAACCACUACGUCGUCCAGCAGGAUCUUUGUGAAGAUCCUCUUCCAGGAGCUCUGUGCCUACAUGGGCCUGCCCAGACUUAACCAGAGGCUCAAAGACCAGACUCUGCAGCCGUUCUUCGAAGGUCUGUUUCCUCGUGAUAAUCCCAGAAAUACUCGCUUCGCCAUCAACUUCUUCACCUCCAUUGGUCUGGGAGGACUGACGGACGAGUUGAGGGAACAUUUGAAGAACGCUCCAAAGAUGAUCAUGACGCAGAAGCAGGAAGUGGAGUCCUCUGACUCCUCUUCCUCGUCCUCAUCUUCCCUUUCCUACUCGUCCACCUCCAGCGAGUCAGACUUGUCCUCCAGCAGCAGCAGCAGCAGCUCGGACUCUGACUCCAAACGCAAGAAGAUGAAGAAGAGAAAAGCAGGUGAGGCUAGGAAGAAAGAGAAGGGUAUGAAGAAGGACAUGAAGAAGGAUAAGAAGAAGGACAAGAAGAAGGGUAAGAAGAAGGAUAAGUUGAAAUCCGCUACGAAGAAGCAAAACAAACAGAAGAAGGACGAGGUCGACGAGGAUGACAGCGACGACGAGGACGAGAAGCGGGUGAGGAAGCAAGGGAAAGGCCGCACACGUGAGGUGGAGGACCGCGAGGUGGAGGACCGCAGGCGUGCACGUGAGGUGGAGGACCGCGAGGUGGAGGACCGCAGGCGUGCACGUGAGGUGGAGGACCGCAGGCAUGCACGUGAGGUGGAGGACCGCAGGCAUGCACGUGAGGUGGAGGACCGCAGGCAUGCACGUGAGGUGGAGGACAACGACGACGACGACGACGACGACGACAGGCAGCAGAAAGAGGAGAAGAGGCGAAAAAUGGCCAUUCAAGGCCGACAGAGAGAAGAUGGAGACCGGGAGAGAGAGAGAAAGAGAGACAGAGGGAACAAAGAGAACAGCAACAGAGAGCGAGAGGAGAGGAGGAGGAGAUAAAACUCUUCGUCCCUCCGUCCUGAUGGACUGAUGAUUGACAGACAAGCGAAUAUUUUCCUCCUUCUGUCAUCCCUCUCUACUUCACCCCGUCCUGUCACUCUCACCUUGAUUAGGGGACCCGUUCUCUCUAUCUCUCCCCAUCCCCCUCCCUCCCUCCUUCCAUCUUUCUGUCCAUUUUUUCUAUUGUUGAUUUUUGUUGUUGAUGAAAUGAGAAAGGAAAAAAAAAAAAACAUUAAAGAUGCUCUAGAUGUUUCUGUUA